Molecule: messenger RNA, 331 nt
Organism: Amoebophrya sp. A25
Lineage: Eukaryota; Dinophyceae; Syndiniales; Amoebophryaceae
Source: the annotation of a GenBank genome assembly
AUGGUCACAAACCAGCCGUCGCUUCGCGUGCUGCUGUUUUUGAUCGGGAAGCUCAUGAAUGCCGCAGGCGAGACCGAGCCAUCGUCAAUUACGGCGUGCCUUUCUUUAACCGUCAAGGUCAGCGUCUGUGUUUGAAGUACAUCUGACGUAAUCAGUCAAUCAAAAAUGAGUCAAUCAAUCAAUCUAAAUCAACUGUUGACCCUCAGGCAGUCAAUCUCAAUCAAUCAAGCUGCAAAGCUUUAAUACAAGUCGUUGCAAGAAUACUGUCUCAGUCGCCAUCGGUGAUGAAAUUUGGCGCAUCAUGUUGGCUUUGCGUACUGGCAACGCGAAG